Messenger RNA from Medicago truncatula (barrel medic), 2426 nucleotides. RefSeq lists its product as uncharacterized. Gene Ontology annotation, biological process: carbohydrate metabolic process. NCBI's taxonomy places the organism in Eukaryota, Viridiplantae, Streptophyta, Magnoliopsida, Fabales, Fabaceae. The coding region runs from base 223 to 2304 and encodes 693 amino acids. The transcript is spliced from 17 exons. Gene Ontology annotation, molecular function: catalytic activity; carbohydrate binding. The record is from RefSeq and is a predicted model, not a curated record.
UUAUGUAAAUGUUUGAACGUUUUUAAUAUAUAAUAAGGUUCCAAACAUAAUAUAUUAAGAAAGACAAAGAGAGAGAGAAUAGAAUAGAAUCACACAAACAAACAUAUCAUAGGAGAAAACAAAAAAAUCUCACUUGGUCUUUUAUUCUUUCAUCUUCUAUGGUUUUUUGUUUUUUCCAUGAAGAAAAUUAAUACAUUUAGUAUAUUCUAAGGUUAAGAGAAGAUGAAGAUGAAGAUGUUGAGUAAGAAGAACAAUAAUGUUAUCUUCUUUUGGUGGUUAGGAAUGAUUAUGAAGUUUUGUUUCUUGCUCUGUGCUUGUUCUGAGAAUACAUCAUUAAGUGGAGGAUCAAAGAAGAUCAAUAGCUUUGGAUCAACAUCUAUAGUUAAGCUGAAUACAGAAGACAAUCAACAGUUGGUUAUUGACAAUGGCAUUGUUUCUGUGACUUUGUCAAGACCCGAGGGGCACGUCAUUGCAAUAUCGUAUAAUGGAAUUGACAACAUUCUUGAAUCUGAAAACGAUGAAGAUGAUAGAGGGUACUUCGACGUUGUUUGGAAUGAAGUAGGAAAGCCUAGCACCUUCCAAAGGUAUAACUCUUUUCCUUCAAAAAUAAGAAUCGAAGGAACAAACUUUUCGGUUAUAGCAGCUGAUGAGAAUAUGGUGGAGGUUUCAUUUUUAAGAUCAUGGACAUCUUCAAUGAGUGGCAAAGAUGUCCCUAUAAACAUAGACAAAAGAUACAUUUUCAGAAGUGGUGAUUCAGGAUUUUAUUCAUAUGCAAUAUUUGAUCGCCCUGAAGGAAUGCCAGCAGUUGAGGUUGAUCAAAUUAGAUAUGUUUUCAAACUCAAUCAACAUAGGUUCAAGUACAUGGCAUUAUCUAAUACAAGGCAAAGAAGCAUGCCAACAAUGAGAGAUAGAGACACAGGUCAAGUACUUGCUUACAAAGAAGCAGUUCUAUUAACAAAACCAAUUAAUCCACAAUUUAGAGGAGAGGUGGAUGAUAAAUAUCAGUACUCAUGUGAGAACACAGAUAACACUGUUCAUGGUUGGAUUAAUUUUGAUUCUGAUGAACCUGUUGGUUUUUGGAUGAUAACACCUAGUAAUGAAUUUCGUAAUGGUGGACCAAUUAAGCAAGAUCUUACUUCUCAUGUUGGACCCAUCACUCUCUCGAUGUUUGUGAGCACACACUAUGCUGGAAAGGAAGUAACCAUGGCAUUUGAAGAAGGUGAAACUUAUAAAAAGGUUUUUGGUCCUGUGUUUGUUUACCUUAACACUGAUUCAAGCAAGAAUGAUAAUACAACUCUCUGGUCAGAUGCUGUACAACAGUUAUCCAAGGAAGUCAAAAGCUGGCCUUAUGAUUUUCCUAAAUCACAAGAUUAUUUUCCACCUAAUCAACGAGGAGCAGUAUUUGGAAGAUUACUAGUCCAAGAUUGGUACUUGCAAGGAGGGAAAUUUCAGGGUACUAAUGCUUAUGUGGGUCUAGCUUUGCCUGGAGAUGCAGGAUCAUGGCAAAGAGAAAGCAAGGGAUAUCAAUUUUGGACUCGAUCUGACGCCAAGGGAUACUUUAAAAUAAACAAUAUUGUUCCAGGUGACUAUAAUUUGUACGGUUGGGUCCCUGGAUUCAUUGGUGAUUACAAGUAUAAUGGUACAAUCACCAUUACACCAGGAGGAGUCAUAAACUUAAAUUAUCUUGUAUAUAAUCCUCCAAGAAAUGGACCAACCAUUUGGGAAAUCGGUAUUCCAAAUCGCUUGGCUUCGGAAUUUCAUGUACCAGAUCCUUACCCUACUCUCAUGAACAAAUUAUACACCGCACAACGAAGAGACAAGUUUAGGCAAUAUGGGUUGUGGGAACGUUACACUGAUAUGUAUCCAAAUGAUGAUCUUAUUUACACUGUCGGUGUUAACAAGUAUAGAGAUUGGUUUUAUGCUCAUGUUACAAGAAGCAAAGGUAAUAAAACAUAUGAACCAACAACAUGGCAAAUUAUAUUUGAACAUGAACAAGACAUAAUCAGUGGAAACUACACACUGCAACUGGCCUUGGCUAGUGCUGCCGAUGCUGACCUACAGGUACGGUUCAAUGAUCCUAGCAUAUAUCCACCGCACUUUGCGACAGGGCUCAUAGGAGGAGACAAUGCCAUAGCAAGACAUGGAAUUCAUGGAUUGCAUUGGUUGUUCAGCAUUGACGUGCCUAGUGAUCUUCUUGUGAAAGGAAAGAACAUCGUCUAUCUGAGACAAUCAAAAGCUCUUAGUCCGUUUCAAGGAGUUAUGUAUGAUUAUAUCCGUUUAGAACGACCAUCGUCUAAAACUUGAUUGUGUUCAACUUCUUGUUGGCACUUUGUAUAGACUAUAUGAUUUAGUUUUACUUUGUGCAUCUCAAUUGGUUUUUAGAAAGAAUUGAUUCAUAGAAUAAAUUACAUAUUUAAAAAAUUUCA